AUUUUGAAUAUCAUCAGUUGGAAUUUUGUAUAAAUACGGAGUUUCCAAGUACGAAAAUUGAGUUCAACUCAAAAUGGCAGCCAUGAAAAGUUUCCUCAUCAUUUGCAUUUUAGUACCAAUUUUACUGGCGGUACUAUACUCUCCAAGUGCCUCAGCGGAGCUUAAUGAAGAAUCCAUUGUGGUCAAAAGGGGUGUCCUUGGUUUGAUAAAAUUGGCCAAACCCGCUGUAAGGUUACUAGUACCACUACUAAAGAAAAUCCAAUAAGACAACUUUAACUUUUAACAAUAAAGAAUCAUUGCAAAAUAAAAAAAUUUAACUUCUUUUACAAUUUUCAAAACCGGGCUUAGGAUGUUUCAGAAACAAAUGUUAUUCCGAUACUUUACUUGAAAGCAAUCGAAUAGGAUUUUCAAUAUUAUUAAAAAAAGGAAUAAAUAAUGUUGGUUGCAUUCUGAAUAAGAUUCAAGCAGCUCACGACUUCCGGUUUUAGACCAAGAAUCCUCUGGGUAGCUAACAAACAUCCGUUUGAAAGCGAGCUAAAGUGAGAAGGCGAACCCGCUUCUGCGGUAGUGCGUAGGGCUUGGGACCCACCACAUAAAAACAAAGUACCAAUGAAAAAUCGAAAAAGAAAGCCUCGGAUGAGACACCCCCCUUUUGAUGACGACCCCUGCAAACGUUUUAAGGAUAAUGAUUUAAGGGCAUGCACCUGGAAUGUCCGGACCCUUAAUUGGGAAGGCGCUUGGCGAUUUUAACGCCAGGGUGGGUAAAGAAGGUGUCUUUGGCACAACAGCCGUCAACAAACACAAGGAAGGUUCGCCGUCGAAAAGCUGCGAACGCAACAGACAGUCACGAAAUACUCUACUCUGCUCUGAGAGCACUCAUCAGCAUCUCGGUAUAAGGGAACUGUGGGACGGCAUCUCAAACUUACUGCGUACCGCUGCAUCCGAAACCAUUGGCUUUCGGAAAAGUCAAAAAAACAGCUGAUACGAUGAGGAAUGCCGUCUCGGAGCGGAGAGAAAACAGACUGCCUACCUCGCAACGUUUCAAACGACCACAACACGUGCAGGAUUGGAUAGAUACCGAGAGCUGAAGAGGGAAGCGAGACGCAUCUGCAGACAAAAAAAGAAAGAGGCCGAAAUGCGUGAGUACGAAGAGCUUGAGAAGCUGGCAGCCAGAGGAAAUGCUCGAAAAUUUUAUGAUAAAAUGAAGCGACUUAACGAAGGUUUCAAGACCGGAGCAUCCUCAUGUAGGGACCAAGGUGGUAAUCUGGUAACCGAUGUCCAGGGCAUACUGGGAUUAUGGAGGGAACACUUCUCCGACCUGCUGAAUGGCAGUGAAAGUACAACACCAGGAGUUGGCGAACCCGAUUCCCCAAUCGAUGACGAUGGAAUAGAUGUUCCAUUACCCGACCAUGAAGAAAUUCGAAUAGCAAUUACCCGCUUGAAGAACAACAAAGCGGCAGGGGCCGAUAGAUUACCGGCUGAGCUAUUCAAAUACGGCGGCGAAGAACUUAUAAGGUGGAUGCAUCAGCUUCUUUGCAAAAUAUGGACGGAAGAAAGCAAACCUGACGACUCAGUGUGCUCUGCCCAAUCCAUAAAAAAGGAGAUCCCACAAACUGUGCCAAUUACCGUGGGAUAAGCCUCCUAAAUAUCGCCUAUAGGUUCUAUCGAGCGUACUGUGUGAAAGACUUAAGCCCACCAUCAACAAGCUGGUUGGACCUUAUCUGUGUGGCUUUAGACCUGGAAAAUCGACAACUGACCAGAUAUUCACCAUGCGCCAAAUUUUGGAGAAGACCCGUGAAAAGAGGAUCGACACACACCACCUUUUUGUCAUUAUUUUUUGUCAUUCCAAUGUCUUAGAUUGCUCAAUAAAG
Zeugodacus cucurbitae (melon fly) is the source of this 1871-nucleotide messenger RNA. RefSeq lists its product as uncharacterized. NCBI's taxonomy places the organism in Eukaryota, Metazoa, Arthropoda, Insecta, Diptera, Tephritidae. The record is from RefSeq and is a predicted model, not a curated record. The transcript has 3 exons. The coding region runs from base 1136 to 1636 and encodes 166 amino acids.